AAAAUACCUGAUACCCAAACAAAUGAACAAACUUGAAAACAAUAAAAAAAAAGAGAUCAGGGAUGGUAAUUAGUGAAAGCUUUUAUUUGCAAUCCCGCAAUGAACCAUCACAUUCUAAAACUCACACAGAUAAAACGAUGUGAUCGCAUUGUAACAAAUAUAGAGACGGGCACUGCGAUGCGUUCGUUCGGUUUGGUUCGGCAACGCGCGUCUCCCACUUAUUCUACACAUGCCGACCGCAAGUCUCAGCAGUUUAGUUUCAACGUUGCUCCGAGUGAAUUCGGAUCGUGUUCUUUAUAUUCCAAAAGUGUUGUUUCUGGUGUUGUCACUGUAUUUAGACUAAAACAUGGCAGACUUCAGUGUUCCACACUGUUCAGUCCAUCAUAGAUGUCUCGAAUAAUAAUAAACACAAUACUUAUGGACAUCAACAUCAAUAUAAAGUGAAAAUAAUUUCGAACAGCUGAAUUGUUAUCAAGUGAUACCGAUACGAGUGUUUAUAAAAAAACGUUCAAGUAUUAAUGAAGAAGAAAGUGUUAUAAAAAAUUUGGCCAACGUUAGAUACAAAAGAACAAAGCAUCUUUAGAGUGACAAGCUGAUGUUUUUAUAUUAAUCCUGUCUCAGUACGUGAUGUCCUUGGAGUUUUGCAGCUCGUUUGGAAGCUGAUUCCUUGUGUUCAAGUUCUUGCUUUCCGCGCCAUCAGGAUUGUUGUGUCUACUGAAAAUAAGAAAAGUUGAAGAAAAUAUGAAGUAGAGUGUAUUAUAAAGUGAGAAAGAAAGAAAAUAUCUAUAAGCUAAGCAAGUAACAAGCUUUAAGAAUGUGCUUGACUGACAAUUGUGAAUAGAAUACGUAUAUAAUUGUGUUAAACAUGUCUUCGGCUUCGUUGAAAUCAGACUGACGUCAUUUUAUUCAUCAAGAGGAGAACCUCACGCAGAGAAUACAACAGAAAAGACGUCGUGCAGUCUCGAACAUGAGUUCCAUGAGUUUCCGUAAGAGAUAAUUGGCUUUAUCAUAACUUUACGAUAACACACUUUAGUGUUGUGUGUUGGUGGCCAUCAAGACUCUUUACUCUCUUCACGUUGGUCUAUCACAUGAAGCUCAACACCUGUUUUGUGAUUACAACAACCGUCCAGGUGGUAAAUAAGCAAGGGAAAGAAACCCUACACUGUACUUUAUAUGCACUUCCGUUCCAUGUGUAUAAUAGCUUGAACAAAUAUUCUUGAAUUUUAUUACACACUCAAUCUCAUCUAAAAUACUAUGUGCUAUAUACUCCAACAUGUUGUGUUGGCGGCUUAGAUAAAUUCGUAAGAACUGAUGAGUGAAUAAAAAAAAAAAAGACAACGCCCACCACCAUGUGAGUAAAGUUAUUGAAAUGAACAGGACAGAGUGGACACAUUUAUUUACCGGAUGUCGCGUUCGCACAACUGAGAAUGCCGCUGCUUUGAUAUUUCAAUUCAUAUUUCGUUGUAGCCUUGACUAAAAGAGAUAACGAUACGGAAUACGCGUUUGUUUCAUUAGCUAAAGCUAAUCACUGCGACUCAAUUUUUAUGUGGCUUUGACUAUUGUUUCGCUUGACAAGAAACAGCGGAAAACAAUUUCAAUGAGCAACAAAAAAAAAAAAAAAAAUAACAAAACCGGUAAACGACAACAGAAAAUAGUGAAGAAUAAAAAAGCAUUUAUUACGAAAUUGUUUAAUGGUUUAAUUAUUUUUCUAACAAGCUUACUGUUGUACAGCAAGAAAAAAAAUAUAUUUAAACUAAAUAUAUAAAAUUUUUCAAGCUAGAGUUACUUUGAAAGAAUAAAAGCUCCAUAACCAUUUAAAAUGGAGUAAAUAUUUUUAUUUUAUGUUAAUUUAAUGAAAAAUUAUCAUAAAUACUAGUGAUAUUAAUUACUGUUUUAUUAAAGACAAGUUUUAAAAACUGGUAUAAAGCUUAACGACGUUGAAACAAUUGUUUUAAUAGGAAUAAAAAGAAUUACAAAUAAACCAACAAGAAUAAGUUUUCCAAGUAAAGGGAAAAUGUGAUGAAAAAUGGGAUAAGAAGUGUGGGGACUACGUCGUAGGUCGUAUAAAUGUAAAUGGAUGACGUAAAGAUGUCAACUGAUUGGACUACCUUACAUACUAAAGAAGUAAAUUUCUAUAAUAAAGAACCAUAAGGAGACUAUAAAGAAAUAGUGCUGGUGGAAUUUUUCAAAGAAGAGGGACACAGGAAACAGCAGGUAACGGCAGCUGGACGUCCGGUGUAGAUGACAGUCAAAAGCAGAUCCUUGAGUUCCGCCUUUUUGUCAUGUGUAUGUGUGGAGGAGGCUAUAUGUCAGAACACUUGAAACCAUAGGAAUAGAAAGCAGCUAUUGAGAAUCUGCAGAAACAUUACUUGUGCAGUAACAUAAGUGAAAGAAAAAGUUAAAAGCAGGUUUAAAUUAUACUUGCACGUUAGAUCUGUUUAUAAUUUAAUUAUUUACAAGCUACAAGAAGUCGUGAGUGCUAAGUUAAAGCACAUAAAUAUGAAUUCUGCAGUAUCUAAUGAAGCUACUUCUCCAGGGGGUCGCAGACUCUCCAGAAGUUUUCACUCGUGUCUACGUGGAGCUGACACUGAUGAUCCUGAAUCAGACACAUCCUACGAGAAGGCAUGCAGAAGGGGCAGUGCUCCAGCAACACCAGUCCUUGGUGCACGUCCUCUGGAUGUUACUCCAAACAGAAUUGUCAACUUCUUCUCGAAGCGGUCGUUCCGCUCGAAUCCUCUGAAGAGAACGAAGAGCGUAACGAAACUUGAGCGCCAGAAGCAACGAGGAACUGGAUUAAGAGGUUGUCGUUCACACGAGUCACUUUUAUGUGGACAAGCUGUGACAUCGAUGGAUCUAGCAGCAGUUACACCAUUACAUCCAAGUUUACUUGGUAGGCCACAUUGUUUUCAAGUGACACCAAGUAAUGGUCCACCAAAGUACUUCAGUUGUCGAACUGCUCAUGAACGAGAUCAAUGGCUUCAUAGCCUGAGGAAAUCAGUUCAACCAGAUGCAGAACAAACUCGACGAACGGACAAUUCGCUCCAAAUUUGGUUGCUUGAAGCCAAAGGUGUACCAACAAAAAAACGUUACUUCUGCGAAGUCUGUUUAGACAAUACUUUGUAUGCACGUACAACAGCCAAGUUAAAAACAGAAUUAUGCUUCUGGGGAGAGCACUUUGAUUUCCAUCAUCUACCGUCUGUCAAUACGAUCCAAGUCAACUUAUAUAGAGAGGCCGACAGGAAGAAGAAAAGAGACAAGAAUGUAUUGAUAGGUUCAGUCAGCAUUCCAGUUCAGAAUGUAACGUCACGUUAUCUUACGGAAAAGUGGUAUCCAGUUGUCAGUGACAAAGGAGUUCUGAAAGAACCGCCGGCGUUGAGAGUUAAAUGUCGCUUUCAAUCAGUUGACAUUUUGCCUGUUCAUGUUUAUCAAGAGUUUCUGGAGUAUCUCAAGACAGAUUAUGCAUCGCUCUGUGAAAGAUUAGAGCCAGUCAUUGGUGUAAAGGCUAAAGAAGACAUCGCUACAGCUUUAGUAGCCGUAAUGCAACGCGAGAAAAAAGCACCACAAUUUUUAGCUGAUCUGGUAAUGAUAGAUAUUCAUAGGAUUGACGAUGAAAGGUUGACUUUCCGCGGCAAUUCCUUGGCUACCAAGGCUAUGGAGGCGUACUUGAAGUUGACAGGAGAUCGUUAUCUUCAAGAAACACUUGGAGCUGUUGUGAGGGGAGCUGUGGAUGGUGGAGACUGUGAAGUAGACCCACUAAAAGUUUCUUCACUCGCUGCAUUACACAAACAACAGCAGAAUCUCCGGGCAGCUGUUGAAUUAGCAUGGAGUAGGAUUCUUGCAAGUCACGCACACUUUCCUCUGGAAUUACGCGAAUGUUUCCGCAUUUUCCGCGAGCGUCUGGCGGAAAUGGGUAGAGAAGAUAUCGCUGACAACUUAAUAUCAGCAUCUAUUUUUCUCCGAUUUUUAUGUCCAGCUAUUCUCAGUCCAUCACUCUUCAAUAUAACACAUGAAUAUCCUAAUGAAAAAGCUGCAAGAAAUCUUACACUCGUUGCUAAAAGUCUACAAACUUUAGCCAAUUUUACGAGAUUCCAAGGCAAAGAGAAUUUUAUGGAGUUUAUGAAUGAUAUUCUUGAAAGAGAAGCACCUGCUAUGAAGAAAUUUCUUUUAUCAAUCAGUAGUCCAUUACCAAAAGAUGCACCAGCUAAUAAUUCGCUUGAAUUUGAUGGUUACAUUGACCUGGGCAAGCAAUUAUCGCUACUUCAUGGACUUCUUCGUGAAAGUAUCUCAUCAUCAUCAUCACCACCAUCAAGACUUCCUGAAAUUCUUGAUCGAAUCUCUGCUGCUUUAGAUCAACCAUCGACAAAUGUUAUUCAAACUCAUCGUUUCUCAAAUCUCCAAAAUAAUAUUUUCCGAUAUAAUGAUCCAACAAUUUUGAACAGCAGUUCAAAUCUCUCAGUGUCUGCUUCUUCGACUUUAAGCAAUCACAGUACGUUAAAUGGUACCUUGAGGGAUAGCAAUGAAUUGCUUCAAAGUAAUACUUUGGAGCACUCAAGCAAUUUAACAAGAUCUCCAAACGUCGUAAGAGCAGCAACGCUACCACGGAAUGCUUAUCUCCCUACAAAUGGUAAAUUACACUUACCAAUACCUUCGGAUGAUUACCAUCCGUUGGAACCUCCAGCAUUUGUGUCGAGAUCUCCAACACCAGUUAAUCGACAGCACAGACCAACAUUAAUUCAUCGCGCUGGCUAUCGAUUGACUACCAGUACAAGCCUUGCUAAUGUUAAUCACUGCCAAAAUCAUCCAACGAGCCCAACUCGCUCGGAAAGUCACAAUAAUCUUAAAGACGCUAACUACAAUAUUAAUGUCAGCCAAGCAAAUCAAAUAAGCAUUGGAACUCAUCAUCAUACUAGACCAUACACAUCAAAACUGCCAUCUCAUGAUAAUCAUGAAGACAAUUAUAAUCAUAAUUAUAAUGUUUCACGGUCAAAUAGUAGGAAUCACUGCAAAGAAGAGAAUGCUAAUCAAGUUCAAAAUUAUAACAAUGUUUCUAAGACAACUGUUAAUGCUAACCCUAUUGUUAAUCAAGCGAAUCUCACGCUAUCUAUUAAUAAUCAGUCGAAUAAUAAUUAUCAUAAUAAUAAUAAUGCAAAAAUAAAUAAUAAUACGGGUACCAAUGGAAACUUGGAUGAGAUCUCAGAUUUAUUAAGAUAUGCUGAUGAUGAAGUAUCAGAAUCCAAGUCACAAAAAGGUUCACAAAUAUCCAUCUCGCAAUUAAGCAACGUCGCUUCUUCAGGGUAUCAAAGCUUUGCGGCUUACAGUCAAAGCUCGAGUCCAGUCGACCUCAGUAAUAAUGCUAAUGCACACAUAAUUAAUGCAGCACCACUCGCAUUUGCUAAUCCCGUGUAUCAUAUGGAAACUAAUCAUGGUAGAAGUAACCGAAGAGACAGUAGUAGUUCUGAUGAAAGGGACGGAAGUAGUAAUGGUGGUGUUGAAGGUAUCAAAGGCGUUGAUCUUAGUCCUUCACCAACUUCACAAACGAGCUUGAGAAAUAAUCAGCGAAAUGAACAAAACCAGUGGAGACAACUGAAUGCCAAUCAUCGCGUUGUUGGCGAACAAAACCAAAAUACUUGUUGUACAAAACUCAUGAGGCGAUUGUCUCUCGAUUCAACGAGAGAUUUGUCGGAUACUAGUGAAGAAGAAAAUUGCACUAAUCGGCGGAAUAAAUCGCGGAGUCAUCGAAAUAUUGAUCAGUAUGAGAUGGAAAUCGAGCGAUUACAAAACAGUGUGGACCGAUUACGAGCACGAUUAGGCGCUACUGAAGACACUGACGUCGAUGGUAUUACUCCUGACACUAAAAUGAAGAAUAUAAUCUCCAGAUUGAUCUCUGUGGAGGAGGAACUUCGACGCGAACAGCAGAAAAUGUCCGCAGCAUUGUCGUACAAGCAGCGCGUGAUCGACGCUCAAGAGCAACAAAUAGCUGCUCUGGAUGCAGCAAAUACCCGACUGAUGUCAUCAAACACAAGACUAUUGUCCGCAUUGAGCACUCUUAAGCAACGAUACAAUCUUAAAGCACAGUCAAACAGCAGUGAAGCCACAGCUUUACUCCAAAAUAUAACUGAUAUCAACGAGCUUAAGAGUUCAUCUUGUUAAAAUGAUUUAUAAAAGCGACCAUUCAACAAUCACAGAAUUCAGUACUAUCUUUUAAACAGUCACUAAAUUAAUAUAUACAAAGUAUAAUCAUUUCAAAGAAAUAUUAAGAGAGAAAAAUUAAAGAUGAUCGGUUUUUAAUGUUUAUAAAAUUAUUUAUAAUUGAUAUUUAAUUGUUUAAUGGAUCUAUCAGUCUGUCACUCUGCUUUUUAGGUUUCUUAUAAACCUAGAUGAUGUGUUUAAUAAGUGUGAAAUAUAGAGGCUAAUUAGAAAGUAGUUUAUAUAUUAUAUAUUCACUAAGUAAAUUAUUAAUUGCAUAAUUAUUAUUGUCAAAUUACCGUCAAUUAGUCUAGGACGGUUCAUUUGUACGGGAAAUUAGAUUUUGUAUUAUAUAUCGCACGAGACUAUCGACAAAGAUUCAUCAUUAGAAUUAAGGAGUAGUGAUUUGAUGUACUACUUGACCAACUAAAUUGACUUAAAAAACAACUAUCUUUUUACUUUUCUGUUUAUUUAUUUUUUAAUGUUUUUUUUUCAUGGAUAUAUUUAUUUUCUAUUGAUUAUGAAUUGUAAUGUUAUUUUCUUUUUUUUUGUUUAUUAUAAAUUGAACAGAAAGUUAAGUAAAUUGUGAAAAUCGUCUCAUGAAUGAUCUAAUUAAUUGCAAACAAAAAUUAAAUGAGACAAUAAAAUAUUCAAAAAUUUAUUUACAAAAAAAAUUCUUAAAAAGCGACAAAAUGUAAUAAAUUUUAUAAAAAAAAAGCUAAAACUUUACAACACAUCAUGAUAUUUAUUUAGCAAUUACUACCAAAGAUAUUGAUUUUACAUUGUAUAAAUAACAACUGAAAUCAUGUAAGAUAUUUUUUUUACUCACAACAUUUUGAGAUUUGUUAAUAAUAAUUUACAAAAAAAGAUAUGAAUAAUUAUGAUUAAAUAAUUCAUCAUUAUCAUAACUAAAAAUGUUUCAAUUUUGUUCAUAAUUGAGAAAAAUGACUUUUUGUUAAUAAUGAAUCAAUUAUCUGAUAAUAGUCAUUUAUUACAAAAGAAUUGUAGUUUUAUUUACUGCAUUUGGUAUUCUACAAAACAUUUAUUGCAGUUGAAACAAAUAUGAGUGCAUGAGAAAAAUGUGUGAAUGUAUUGUUUGAAUGAAAGUAUGCGAAAUUUAUAAAAAGUUAAUUAGACAGUUGAAAGUAAGAUAUAAUGCAAAAACACUGGAGAAAAUCACCGAGCGACUAUUUAGGAAAUUAAAUGUAAUUCUAUGAAAAAGUAUUAUUGCUCCAAUUUGUAUAGAAAUCACAUGUUUAGUGUAUUGAUAUUUAAGCCGUUUAUAAUUGUAGCUAUUAUUAGUGUUGUAUAGAAAAAAUUAUUUUCUUCUUUUGCAUAAUUUUACCCUAAUUUAGCACGAAGAAGAUAAAACUUCAUCGUUGAGUAUUCUGUCACAAAAUUGCUAUGUACAAGCAAUCCUGUUAAAGAGUAUGACAAAAUGAGAAUAUAUCUCUCUUAAAUUAACACUAAAGAACUUUAAAAUGUAUAUUGCUAAGUAUUAAUUUACUCAAUUAUUUUUUUUCAUUUCAAUCAAUGUAUUUAAACUUGAAAAUUAUAUAUGGACAAAUAAAUAUAGUUAAACAUA
Chelonus insularis is the source of this 7771-nucleotide messenger RNA. RefSeq names its product Ras GTPase-activating protein raskol (gene raskol). The record is from RefSeq and is a predicted model, not a curated record. Gene Ontology annotation, biological process: regulation of GTPase activity. The coding region runs from base 2500 to 6150 and encodes 1216 amino acids. The transcript is spliced from 6 exons. Lineage: Eukaryota; Metazoa; Arthropoda; Insecta; Hymenoptera; Braconidae.